Molecule: messenger RNA, 789 nt
Organism: Closterium sp. NIES-65
Lineage: Eukaryota; Viridiplantae; Streptophyta; Zygnematophyceae; Desmidiales; Closteriaceae
Source: the annotation of a GenBank genome assembly
AUGAGCGGCAUCGGCAGGGCGCUCUACAAUGUGGGCUUCUGGGUGCGCGAGACGGGGCAAGCACUCGAUCGACUGGGGUGCCGUCUGCAGGGCAAAUAUGCCUUCACUGAAGAACUGUCGCGGCAUCGCACCAUCAUGAAUCUUUUCGACAAGCUGCCCGAGGUGCCCGCAAAUGCCUUCGUGGCGCCGAGCGCGGCUGUGAUUGGCGACGUGCAGAUCGGGCAGCGAUCAUCUGUGUGGUACAACGCCAUUCUUAGAGGCGACGUGAACAGCAUCCGCGUGGGCGCGGACACCAACAUCCAGGACGGCUGCAUCGUGCACGUGGCAAAGACCAACCUCGCCGGCAAGAUCCUCCCCACCAUCAUUGGCUCGCGCGUCACUGUUGGGCACAAUGCGGUGCUGCAUGCGUGCACGGUGGAGGACGAGGCAUUUGUGGGCAUCGGAGCAACGCUGCUGGACGGGGUGGUGGUGGAGUCAGGUGCUAUGGUGGCUGCUGGCGCUCUUGUCGUCCAGAACACGCGCAUUCCUGCAGGCCAGAUCUGGGCGGGGUCGCCAGCAAAGUUCUUCCGCACACUGACAGCAGCAGAGCGGGCGUUCAUUGCCAAGUCAGCAGAGAGCUAUGCCAGCCUGGCAGAGGUACAUGCCAAGGAAAACGCCAAGAGCUUUGAGGAGGUGGAGGCGGAUAAGAAGCAGAGGGAGGGGUGGGCCAACUACAGUGAAGACUUUGUUUCUAGUGUGGGCGCUGUUGUGGAUAAGCCGCCUGUUCCUAGUCCAGUCAAGCUGGCUUAG